AUGAAGGUUGCCGAGAAGUUACCGAAUCACUUAAGGAACGUCUCCGAGCUAAAAGACAGAUUCAACAAUAUUGUGUGGUCUGAUCUUGUUGAACCUUCUGUCUUUGAGGAGAAUUGUCACCGUCUCAUGGAUGAUUAUGACCUUAGAGACAAUAGAUGGUUCAUAGACAUGUUUGCCUUAAGAGCCAAUUGGGUUCCUGCAUAUUUUCGAGACAUUAAGAUCAGUGGGCUCUUCAAGACAACCUCAAUGUCCAAGAGCGAGAACAGUUUCUUCAGACGGCACCUAAACCAAAAUGCAGAUUUGGUGCAACUAUAUAUGUAUUAUGUUGGAGCUAUGGAGGCACAAUGUAGUACAUAUGACACUAUAACUCUGGCAGACGAAACUGGUUCUCUUAAUCUGUUUACCCAGUUCCCCAUAGAACACCACGCAUCAACCGUAUACACGAAUAAAAUAUUCAAGGAGAAUGUGCAAGUGGAAAUUGUUUCUGUUGCAGCCACAUGCUUGAUUUCUCAGAUGUACGUGGAGAACAGUAUAAAUUUUUAUGAAGUUGAUGAUACGGUUGAUGGUGUCUCCAAGGUGUGUUAUAGCUCUGUUGAUGAUGAGUACACUUGCUCUUGUAAGUUGUUCAUUAGGAAGGCUCUCAUGUGCAGGCACAUCUUCUUUGUUAUGAGGACUAUGAAACUGACCCGCAUUCCAAACAAAUACAUUGCUGCAAGAUGGUCAAAGUUGUCCAGAGUUGUUGCACCUCCAGCUGAACAUGUUGCCCCUUCUGAUUCUACUGAAAAGAGUUUUUGUAGAAAUAAUCAUUUUUUCUUGGAACUAUGCAAAUCCAUGGGUCAUGUUAGAGGUGAUGCUCUUCCACGAAAAAUGAUUGGAAUGAUGAAGGAGAUGUUUGGCUUGAGGAUCAAAAUCCGAGCAUCCAAAGUUGAGCCCAGUGAUGCACGCAUAAUCCCGUGCAGUGAAACAAAGGGUCUGCCCAUAAAUAUGGAACCAUACUUCAUCCGGGAGUAUGAUAUCACCCUUCAAUUGACAGACUAUAAGAUAAUGGAGGGGGCUAUUGGAACUUCAUUUUCUCCUGUGUUUAAUCAAAUGGCCGAUAUGCAUCAAGUACUAUCUCAUUGA
Messenger RNA from Salvia miltiorrhiza (redroot sage), 1122 nucleotides. Its product is annotated as protein FAR1-RELATED SEQUENCE 3-like. Gene Ontology annotation, biological process: regulation of DNA-templated transcription. Gene Ontology annotation, molecular function: zinc ion binding. The record is from RefSeq and is a predicted model, not a curated record. The transcript has a single exon. NCBI's taxonomy places the organism in Eukaryota, Viridiplantae, Streptophyta, Magnoliopsida, Lamiales, Lamiaceae. The coding region runs from base 1 to 1122 and encodes 373 amino acids.